Messenger RNA from Bipolaris victoriae FI3, 240 nucleotides. RefSeq lists its product as hypothetical. The transcript has a single exon. The record is from RefSeq and is a predicted model, not a curated record. The annotation marks the transcript as partial. NCBI's taxonomy places the organism in Eukaryota, Fungi, Ascomycota, Dothideomycetes, Pleosporales, Pleosporaceae.
CCCAUCCGUAUGGUCAGACUUUGUGCAGAGCAUAGUAAGCUCGUACGAAAUAACGGCGGGACAGUUGUGUCAUUCAUCGCCCAUCUCACGGAGACAAUGAACCACGGGUACGGGUCUAGACGUGUGGCGUUAGAGUUUGUACUUUCAUACAUACAACAACCACUAGUGAUAUCUCAGGGGUGCACAAGCUCACAUAGGAUGUGGCGAAGAAACUCGAACCACCAAAAUUGCACGGCCUGA